GUGGCAUGUAGUUUGUCAGCUGUCAUUAGGCGCAGAUGACACACACACACACGAAGGUAAUCUCGCAGAGAAAAGAGGGGAAAUACAAAACGAGUGUGUGUGUGUGUGUGUGUGUGUGUUUGAGGGGUGUGUGUUGUGCACUGCUGUGUUGACUGUGUGCAUGGUGUGAAAACCAGUGCGUCCAACCGGCCGGCAUGGGAUGGUCGGCCGGCUCUGGACUGGUUAUGGACUGGUUUAACCAAAGCAGAGGUGCUGAUAUUUGCUGAAGAUGAGUAGUGGGGGGGGAAACACCCCAGAGCCCCCCAGAGGGGGAGAGUCUCUGAAGAGGAAGGACUGUCCGUCAGACCUCUUGGGGCCCAGCCCUAAGAGGAGCACUGAGAAGAGGAACCGGGAGCAGGAGAACAAGUACAUCGAGGAGCUGGCCGAGCUGAUCUUCGCCAACAUCAACGACAUGGACGACCUCAACGUCAAGCCGGACAAAUGUGCCAUCCUCAAGGAGACGGUGAAGCAGAUCAGGCAGAUCAAGGAGCAGGAAAAAGCUCCAGUGGCUGAUGCUGAGGAGGUGCAGAAGGCCGACGUCUCCUCCACAGGACAGGGUGUCAUCGAUAAAGACGCCCUUGGCCCCAUGAUGCUGGAGGCCCUGGAUGGCUUCUUUUUUGUGGUCAACAUGGAGGGCAACAUAGUGUUUGUCUCAGAGAACGUCAGCCAGUAUUUGCGCUGUCAGCAGGAGGAGCUGAUGAACACCAGCGUCUACAGCGUGCUGCAUGUUGGAGAUCACGCCGAGUUCGUCAAGAACCUCCUGCCCAAGAGCCUGGUCAAUCAUCGCAGCACUGAUUCAUCCAACAGGAACAGCCACACGUUCAACUGUCGUAUGUUGGUCAACCCUUAUGGCAACGGUGAAGCCCGGCCGGCGUCAGACCAGCAGGACGGGUCACAGCAGAAGUACGAGACCAUGCAGUGUUUCGCCGUCUCCGAACCCAAGUCUAUCAAGGAAGAGGGGGAAGACUUCCAGUCAUGUCUCAUCUGUGUGGCAAGAAGAGUCCCUGUCAAAGAGAGACCUGUGAUGCCCACGUGCGAGAGCUUCACCACCCGACAGGACCUUCAAGGUAAGAUCACGUCCCUGGACACCAGUCUGCUCCGUGCGUCCAUGAAGCCGGGCUGGGAGGACCUUGUUCGGCGUUGCAUUCAGAGGUUUCACCUGCAGAAUGAAAGGGAUAUGUCCUUUGCUAAGAAACAUCAGCAAGAUGUGCUGAGGAACGGCCAUGCACUCAGCCCUCUGUACAGAUUCUCCCUGGCUGACGGCACCAUCGUCUCAGCUCACACUAAGAGCAAGCUGGUCCGAUCUCCAGUCACCAACGAACCACAGCUCUACAUGUCGCUGCACAUCCUGCACAGGGAAAACAUGGGUGGCAUGACCACAGACGUACCUGGCAGCCAGGGCACAGCCAAGCCAAUGACCCCCACCAGUGUGAGUGGUCCCUCCCCUUCCCCAGAUGGCAGUGUCACCAGCAACACGCACGACUCCACCUCGGCCUCCAGUGCCCCUGGACGUGGUUUUGUGGCUGUAUUGGGUCGGGCUCCCACGCCUCAGGGAAGCAGCCAAGCACUCAAGCUGGGCAGCCCUUCAGCCCAGGGAAGCCCCAGCGUCACGUCAGGGGCCCAGGGAGCCAUGUUGUCUCCUCGUCAUCGCCAGAGCCCCACCAUGGCGGCUAGUAGCAGCUGUAGUAGCCCUCACCUCCAACAUCCCCCUGGUUCGUUCUCUCCUGCAGCCGGACUCCACUCGCCAGCAUCCGUAUGCAGCAGCACAGGAAAUAGCCAAGGAUUCAACUCCCUCAGUGCACUGCAGGCCCUCAGCCAGGGCCACAGGGUUUCCCAGGGACUCACCGAGGGCCAGCAUCCAGAGUCACCUGACAGAAAGACGUUUGGCCUUCAGAGCCCUCUUCACAGCAGCAGCACCGGUAGCCAACAAGCCCAGAACAAUCCCAGCGAGCCUGGCUUAUUGGGAACGUUUGGGGAGCAGCAAGACUUGUUGUCCCCCCCAAACCACGAGGGUGAGUGGGAGAAAGAUGGUGAUCCUGACAAUUUCGAAGGUAAUGGAAGCUUAGGGGAGCCCGGCGAUGCCCCAAAUCGCCCUCUUAACACAAAAGGGCACACUAAGCUGCUCCAGCUCCUCACCACCAAAUUAGAGCCCUCUGAUCCUUGCUCUUCACCCCCCCUGGGGGACGACCAGAACUGUAAGGACCAGCUGGGUGGGAUUGGGGGUGUGGGUGGGGCUGGGCAUAACAACCACUCCACCUCCCUAAAGGAGAAACACAAAAUUCUGCACAGGUUGCUGCAGAACAGCACCUCGCCCGUGGAGUUGGCUAAACUAACGGCUGAGGCUACCGGAAAAGACCCCAUUGGUCCAGAGUCAGCUUCAGGGGACAACAUGGCUUCCCUGGGUGAACUCUGCACAAAACAGGAGCCAGGGAGCCCCAAAAAGAAAGACAAUGCAUUGCUGCGCUAUCUGCUGGAUAGGGAUGAUAACGGCCUUCUGGAUAAAGCCAUCAAGAUGGAACCCGGUGACGGGCCCAAGCUGUCCACCAUUAAGACGGAGAAAGAGGAAGCGGGUUUCAGCAUGGGGGACCAGACCAGUGAGCUGGAAGACCUGCUGGAGGACCUGCAGAGCGGCAGCCAGCAGCAGCAGCUGUUUGCGGGCCAGCCAUCAGUCAGAAGACCAGCCUCCUCUUCGUCCUCCUCUUCCUCUGUGCCGCCUGGUUCCUCUGUGGACAAGCAGGGCAUCAUCAGCGACAUCCUGCAGAUGACAGAAAGCAGCAGCCGCAGCCCCCCCAACCAGCCCAGAGCCUUCCCUCCCAUCAACUCUGCAACAGGUUUGAAUGGUGCCAGGCCGGGCCAACCGGGUCGAGGUGCUCCUCCAGUCAGGAGCACCUCUCUGGACAGCAGUAUGGGCCCCAACCCCAAUGCUGGCAGGUCAUUCCCUCCUCAGCACAGGAACAAUGGCCCCUACUCCUUACUGCAGCAACAACAACAGCAGCAGCAGCAGCAAGGCAUGAUGGGAACCCACGCAGGCAUGGCCAGCCAGGCUGCGAUGGCCAAUCCAGGCAUGCUGAGUAACGGGUCAAUGCGGGGUUCCAUGCAGCAGGACUGGGGUCCCCUGGGGCCCAUACGGGGUACUGCAGGGCCAAUGAUGGGCCAAGGGGUUGGACCAAGUCGAAUGGUACCCAACAUGAAUGCUGUGCAGCCCACGAGGGGCCCGCCUGGAUCCAGAGCCAUCAACAUGCAGAUGAUGGGCAACGAGAUGGAGAUGGCAAACUCUGCCUACCCUCAGCAACAAGCCCCACCCACUCAGACUGCGCAAUGGGCAAACCAAAUGAUAGCUAUGGAUCACUAUGGAAACCAAAGCAGGCCACCGUACGGCGUCCCCCGUGAGGAUGGGAUGCGGUGUUGCGGCACAGGGCCUGAGGGCCAGCCAGAUGAAGGAGCUCUGCUGAGCCAGCUGUGCUCAGUGUUGAAGGACUAUGAGGGUCUGGAGGAGAUCGACAAGAUGCUGGGAAUCCCAACACUGGCUGGACAGGGUUCCAUGUCAGACCAGGACCAGUACCUCGUCUCCUCGGACCCAGCAGCCAACAUGAAGCCGCUCAUGUACAGUCAACACUACGGUGGCCAGCCAGGUUAUGGCGGCAUGGCUCCUGAUGGUGGGUUCCACAGCCCCUCUAUGAGCGGCCACAUGGGGCCACAGAGGAUGGCGCCCGCUGGUUAUCCCCCAAUGAUGAGGAUGCCUGGGAGCUUGGGGCCUAGACCGGUCGGGAUGAGGCCAGGGGGGCCCAAUCCAGGAGUGCCUCAGCCUAAUAACCUGAGGCUCCAGCUGCAGCACAGACUCCAGGCCCAGCUGAACCGUCAGCCAGUGGUGAACCAGAUGAGUGGAGUGUCCAAUAUGAAUCUACCUCUAAGGUCUAAUGUACCAAACCAGGGAUCCCUCAACGCCCAGAUGCUGGCCCAGCGUCAGCGCGAGUACCUCAACAACCACCUACGCCAGCGCCAACAGCAGCAGCAGCAGCAGCAACACGUGCACCAGCAACGUGCCAUGAUGAUGCGGACUCAGGGUAUCAACAUGCCUCCUAACAUGCCCAGCGGGGGUAGUGCUCCUACGCCGAUGCCCAUAGGUGGCACCAACCCACGGCUUCCGCAGGGCAACCCACAGCAGUUCCCCUACCCAGCCUCCAGCUACGGUACCGGCCUGCCCUCUCCUCCUCCACCUCCUCCUCCUCAUCCCGGCUCCUGCAGCCCGUUCUCCUCCCCUCUUUCCCCUAGCCCUCAUCUGGCUAGCCAGGGCAUGAUGGGAAAUGUAGGCGGGCAGUACAGCGGGGUAAUGAGUCCUCCAUCACAGCACAAUGCCUACCAGUUCAGCAGUUCAGGAAUGAGCCAGCAGCAGCAACACCAGGAUGCCGUGUCAGGUUUUUCGUGUGGAGUGAUGACCCCGCAUAGCCCCCUGCUGUCCCCCAGGAUUGGGCAGGGUCAAAGUUCGAUGCUGCAACAGAACCAGGGUCAAUCAGGACCCCCAACCCAACCCCAGGGUCCGAACCAGAGAGGAGAACCGGGCUACCAGCCGAGCAACGGAUGGCCCCAACCUGCCAACAUCUCCACCAGCAACGGUGUGUACCCCCAACAGUUCCAGUCCCAGUACUCCACGCAACCCAACGGAGGAAUGUAUAACAGCAACAACAACAACAUGAACCUGGGAGUCAUGGCCAACAAUGGUGGCAACAUGAACCAGAUGUCAAGACAGAUGAGCUCCAUGAAUACAGAGCAGGUGAGAGACGGCAGCCUGAUCCUGGAGCAGCUGGCGGGAAUCGACAUGUUGACACAAGAGGGUGAAGCUAAUUCUAAUUUCUGCUGACCCUGGCUGUGGUUGAGACAAGGUAACACAUGAGCUAAUACAAAAACAUUGUCACCUACUCAGCUCAUCUAAUGGAGAAGCAUCAAGGAGUGGAGGACACAUGAUGGAAACACUGCUCCCUCUGUCACAGCAGCCGACUCCGAUGCACUAUAGGGAGAGGACAACCAUAUACUGGAUAGGAGAGAGGACAUUUGUGUGUGUAUGUUUGUGUGUAAAACUGAAACAUCAGUUUGACACUAGAGGAGUUGAAUGGUUGACAAACAUAAAUUAAAUGUUAUUCAUUAUGGUUCUAUUUUAGAGCCUGACUGAAAACGUCAAAUGAGGUUUAUGGAAAAUAUUUUACAGGUAUUUAUAGUUUUGAAGAGGUUUUAGAGAUUCUUUGUAUGUCACAAAAAAUCAAGGAUAUCUUUCUUUAAGGAAAUCUCUCAAAGUGGUUCAUUUUGAUGUCGAUUUUUAAAUUAAUAUAUUUCAACUGCUGUAGUUAUAGGGGAGCUGUAUCCUUAUUGAAUGACUUUUUGAAUGAAGGUGAACGUGUAUAGAUAGUGUACAUACUUAGAUUUUUUAAAAACAACCUUUUCCUCUAUCUGGUAUAGCAAAACAGCAGUUUGGAGUCCAAUAAACAUCUCUCAGAGAGCAGAAAUAUUUCAUUGGUUAAAUAAAUCAUCAGUAGGUGGAGCUAAAGAACCACAAGACAACAGGAGUGCAAGUCAAUUCAUGUGGCUUACUUGAAUGGUAAAGUAGAAACUAAAUGUUUCAAUACCAUGAACUUGUUUUUCAGUGCUGUUGGGACCAUAAUAAAAACUAGCUAUGAAACAACUAGCUAUUGCUAUUUUGCUAUUUUCAAUUUGAAAGAUCAGCUAAGCUAACUAGCUAAGCUAGUUAACUUAGUGUCAGCAGCUCGAAGCUUUGCAGUUAAGUAGCAAAAUGCUACGCUUAAAAAUAUUUCUUUUCCUAGAGUUUAGCUCUUGCGUUUGGUUCAGAAUGAAAUAUCUUGACAACUAUUGGAUGGAUUGCCAUGAAAUUUGGUACAUACUUUUAUAAUUCCCCUACAUGAGAUGUAAUAUCUUUGACCCCUCUGACUUGGCAUCUAGCGCCAUGCUAAAACGCUAAACUAUAUGGUAAGCGUUGCAAGCGUGAUGCUGCUGAACAUCAAAAUGUUAACUUCAUUGUGAGCACCAUGGUAGAAUCUCUGUAGUCGUGUUAUGCUGACUUUGAGUCCAAAUUUACUUAGUCAGAAAUUGUUUGUUUGCUCCGCCCACUGAGAUUUAACCAAUGAAAUGAUUUCUGCCUCCAAAGCAGCUUUGCCUCUAAAAAAAAAAGAAGGAAUCUGUGUACAACUAAUAAAACUCAUGUAGCUGUGAUUCAUUUUCAAAUUCAGCCCUGUCUGUUGAAAUUUACGUUCCCAUACAACUAAACCUCAUUCUCAGUUAUGUUUCGAGGGAAGCAUAUUUUGUCCUGGAUUACUUAUGUUUUUUACGUGCCACAAAAAUUUCUAAUCACAGUUCACCUUCACCGUCCGCGUCCAGAUGGAUGGAUGGGUCAAACAAACAUAGGACUUUCACCCAGGAGCCCGCGCUUAGUGUCUGGUGUAAAACCAAAAGUCAACAUUGACUUUAUGAUUUUAACUUACGUACGUAACUUACAGCUAUAGUGUGUAGUUUCUGUCUCCCCCGUGAGUAAUGACAACAAAACUGUCGGCGCGUCCACAUGAUACAAGCCUUCCGUGAUCACACUAUAUUUAGUCUUUGGGCACAUGAUUGGGCGACUGUUUUUUUCUAUAUAUUGCAUUAUAUUUUAGGAAAGAACAGUAGUCCCAUGUGCUCAAAGUCUAAAUAUUGUAUGAUAAGAAAAAGGGCUGUAUCUUAGAAACUACAUGUAGCACUAUCAAGUAUUUAGUAUCUAUGAACAUAACAAGUUGAAUAUAAAAGAUACGUACAUAUAUGCAGUGUAAAAUAAUUCUUGAUGAAAGUGUGAAUUUUCAUGUGAUCUAAAACUUUUGAAGUUGUACUGGUAGAUACUUGGGUAUGGGGUCAGAAUAGCCAGAAAAGCAUUCUGGCUCGCAUACUGCAAAAUGUGACCCAAUGCAGUAGGACAUCCAUUUUUUGGCAUACUACGUAUUGGGACAUACUAAAUCUUGUUUUGGCAUACUAGUAUGGUAGUAUGAGUAUUGAAACGCAGAAUAAUUUCCCCUCUAAACAUAACUGAGCAUGUGCUUUAGUUGGAUGUAUCCUUUCUGCUCUCACAUCACAGGCCUUUAGCUGAAGCUCUCUGUCAUGCUGAAGGACAAUUCAAAAGUGGGUUUGUUGUGUUAGGUCUUGUGGCUGAAGCUGUGACCUUUGAAUGGUGCUGGCCAUGAAUACAAAUUCAAACCAGUCUCAGAAGAAUGUUCAAUUUUGCGCCAAGGAUAAAGUAUACCAAUAACCAGAAUAAUAGUACAGAAUGAAACCUUUCAAUUUAACAAAGAUCAUCAGGUAACCCAGAACCUUUACCAUCCAAAGUUGUAUGGACUUUUACAGACGGGACCUCUAUAUAUACUGUAUAUAUAUAAAUACACAUUUUAUAAGGUGCUCCCUUUAUUCAUUAGGUGCUGUCUCAUUUAAGCUAACAAAAAUCCCUCCCAGAAAUCUGUUAAGCAUACACUGUAACAAUGAUAUUACUUUUCUUCCCAAAAGAAGAAUGUGAAAAUGCAAACCGACUGCAAAAUGAACACUGAAACACUGAAAAGAAUGUUUCAAGUUUUCUCUUUUUUAGAACAUUUUGCGUUGAUCCCAUUUUUCCUUCAUGUCCUUUCAGCUUUCAGCACAGUAAAAAAUGAUACUCCAUUGUGCUGGCAUAUUGUAAAAUGCCAAAGAUUUGAGGAGAAAACCUCGAAGAGAAGAUGUAAGCCAUGGAAAUGUCCUGAAUGUCAAGUUCUGUGAUCAAGUUUAAGGCAAUCAAGAGCGUAACUCUACAGUAACUCCUAAUGUUUGAAAUUAAAGUGAAUUAUUUUCUCUUGAUUUUCACUGAUACAGGAUACAUAAUAUAUUGAAGAUUUUUUUUUUGUGAUUAAUAGAUGAAGAUUUUAUCAAUUGCAAAAUACUGUAAUUCAUGUAAGUACCUUAAGAUGCUAAAGACAAAGCAUAAUGCCUUAGCUGUGUCUGUCUGGUGUAUAACUGUAAGGUUUACAGGAGUGUUAUAUGUGUCGUACUGCUGAGGGGGGGUUUCACCACUCCAUACUUUAGGUGUAAUACUUACACGACCAGGGUUUUUCUAUUUUCUCCCCGAGCUGUUUGAACCUGCUCAUCAACUCUUCCAUUAAUACUGUGUGUGUAGUUCAACUGUAUUAUUGCACCUUGUAAGUGCACAAUGCAUCAGGGAGAGUCUCCCUCACUAACAAAGGUUUUUUUUAGUUUUUUAAAGGGGCAUUAAGUAAUCUUUGACCUUUGUUGAUCUCUGUUGGUAACCAGUAGCAACAUCAGUGUAUCUCCAGAUGGCUUCCAAACACUUUCAGCAGCAGUGGCCUGUAAAUAACAUUAAUAACAUGGACAGAAAUGACCCGAAUGGCAGACUGUUCUACCAAUACGAUUAAUCACCUAUUACUGACAUUAAAAUUUCAAUUAGAAAAUCAAUGCAGAAUUUAGAUUCUCUGUGACAGCUGAAGAGAUUUCACAUCGAAACCAAAAACUCUUUUUUUUCACUUAAAGGCUCAAAUGUUAAAUGUACUUGUCGAAAGACUUUAACCCAAAUAAAAAUGUUCUAAAAUUGUCCAAACUUUAAACAAAAACAUGUCAUAAACUGAUUAAAAGCACCUGAGAAAAAAUAUACAUCAUACUAAAUAGAAUGACUUGGCUGUUUAAAUUAUAUUCCACUGAGAUCUUUGUCAAUAUUUUAAGCCACUAUGUGUAGAUAUCUGUAGAUUUUUUGUAUGUGAUAAAAGCAUCUUUAAAUUAUUCUUAUGGCAUAAGUUCUUGUUUGUUUAAAAAAAAAAAAACUGUAUUUGAGUUCUGAGUUUAAAGUCAAAGAAUUGUCAAAGUGUUGCUUUUAGCUCAUUGGUCUGUCCCAUAGACUGUAUAUAUAACAUAUAAGAUAACAUAUAUAUAACCCUAAUAUACACAGUCUAUGGUCUGUCCCGUAGACUGUAUAUAUAACAUAUAAGAUAACAUAUAUAUAUAUAACCCUAAUAUACACAGUCUAUGGUCUGUCCCUGGGUUGGGGUGUUUUUUGUUGUUCUACCACCGGAUGGCGCCAGUCCAAAUGUUUGAAUCCUACACUAACACUGAGGACACUGGUCUGCAUUAAACAGCUAUGCCAGCAACCCUAUAUUGUUGCAUCCUAACUGCAUCAGGACCAGCAGCGAUCACACUAUUUAAAGCUGAGUUGCAACGAAAUAUAUAGUGCUGAGCAAAUAUGUGAAUAUGCUUUUUGUUGCUUGACAGGGAGAUUUUAAAGCCUUUUAUAGCUGAAAUGUUUCAUUAUACAACUGUGGAUAGGGAGGUAGGCUAUUGUUUUAUACAACCAGUGCAGAAAAGGUUUAGAUUUAAAAUGACAGAAACUGGUGAAAUACUCCUUAAAUUAAACUACUGGGCCACAGGGUUAUGUACUAUGUCUUUGUGCUAUGAUUUAGUAACUUAUUGCCCCUUUUAGAAUAUUUUUUUAAUCCACUAGGGUGAGGUGGCUGUAAAAUGUUUCUUUGUGAUCAGCUUUUGAUAUCCUGAAACGGAAAGUGUUUCAAUGGUAAAUCAGAGCAAUAUGUCAAAAAAGGCUAUAGGUGUUCAAAGAUCAGUUUUCAAGAGUUUUAUUAUUAUUAUUAUUAUUAUUAUUAUUAUUAUCUUCUCUGCCCUGAUGUUCAAAUCAAAUCUGAAGAUCUCAGCGGUGACACAGUCCAGUACAUACAGUUUAUUCCCAGUUAGUGUUUUAUUAUGCAAAAGUCCAGACAUUCACACCAAAUUAUGCAAGCUGUCGACUCUAAUGUUGCUUCUGCCAAUGCUGCUCAUUAAUUUAUGAUUCAUGCCACUGUAAAUAAAUUAUUUUUAUUGAG
Messenger RNA from Perca fluviatilis (European perch), 9914 nucleotides. Its product is annotated as nuclear receptor coactivator 2-like. The coding region runs from base 269 to 4897 and encodes 1542 amino acids. Lineage: Eukaryota; Metazoa; Chordata; Actinopteri; Perciformes; Percidae. Gene Ontology annotation, molecular function: protein dimerization activity; nuclear receptor binding. Gene Ontology annotation, cellular component: nucleus. The transcript is spliced from 22 exons. The record is from RefSeq and is a predicted model, not a curated record. Gene Ontology annotation, biological process: cellular response to hormone stimulus; positive regulation of transcription by RNA polymerase II.